GAAGAAGAUGACGGCUGGAAAAUGUCACCAAGUGUUUUCCUUCCCACGAUGGAGGAAGGAAAUAACGUGUACAAAGACCUGUGGAAGAAUAAGGAUGAGUCAUGGAAUUUCCCCCAGGACUAUGACCCGGAACUGAUCAAACAGGAGAAACGGAAGGAACUGGAGUCGGAGAUCAGAGUGCAGGUGGAUGAGCUAAUGAGACAGGAACUAAAAAACUUGAAACUGGCUGUGGACAGAGAAAAGGAGCAUCCGGUCAAAGCAGCAAAGAAGAAAGGAGAUAAAAAGAAAAAGAAAGGGAAGAAAGGCAAAAAAGGGAAAAGAGGGAAGAAGGACAAAGAUCUGACAGCAGACAGGACCAUUGAGUCUCUGUAUAAGGAACUGGUGGAAGAAGGGUUGCUGAUCCAGGCUCUGAAAGUUAACCUCUCUGAUUACAUCGGAGAGUACAGUUACCUGGGGACCACGCUUCGCCAGGUAUCCAUAGAACCCAUGCCUUCCCUCCUGGAUGUCAGACAGCUCAUCGCCCUGUACGGGAUCUUGCCACUAGGUUCUGCAACGGUGCAUGAGAAGGCUCCUUUGGUGAAAUCCCUGCUGCUGGCAGGGCCAUCGGGGGUAGGGAAGAAAAUGCUGGUCCACGCCAUCUGCACCGAAACGGGAGCCAACCUCUUCAACUUGUCAGCAGCUAACAUUGCGGGGAAGUACCCUGGCAAAAAUGGCUUGCAAAUGAUGCUGCAUGUGGUCAUCAAGGUGGCCCGGGAGCUCCAGCCCUCCGUGGUGUGGAUCGGAGACACAGAAAAAACCUUCUACAAGAAAGUCCCCAGCACAGAAAGGAUGAUCGAGCCUAAACGCCUCAAAAAACAGCUUCCCAAAAUCCUGAGACUCCUGAAACCGGACGACAGGAUUCUGAUUGUGGGAACAACACAGCGCCCUUUCGAUGCUGAACUUCAAUCUUUUUGCAAAGUUUACCAAAAAAUUAUUUUGGUUCCCAGACCAGACUAUGCUUCCAGAUUCGUUUUGUGGAAACAGAUCAUUCAACGCAAUGGAGGCAUCAUUACCAAUGCCUUGAAUAUAAGUUGCCUGGCAAAGGUCACCGAUGGCUUCACCCAGGGACACAUAGUCGAGAUGGUUCAAGGUGUGCUCACAGACCGCAGAAUACGGCAGCAAACUUACAAACCGCUCACAGCUGCGGAGUUUAUUGCAAUGUUAACCAGCAUGAGUCCGGUGUACCAGGAGGAAGAAGAGAGCUUUAAGAACUGGUACGCCAAAACCCCCAUGGGUAAAAAGCGAGCCUUGGCGCUAACAGGAGGGGACAUUGAAAAAGAAAAGGAUAAAGGGAGAAAGAAGGGAAAAAAGGAGAAGAAAAAGUAAUGCCCCUCUGAGGAACCAUCCUUGAGUGUCUCAGGGCUGGAGGUGGUCCUGACCUGCUGGGGAGAAGACUCACCAUUGCCUGUCUGAAGAAGACCCCGGCCGAUGCCCUGAGCUCAUCCGCCCCUGCAUUCACUCAGAUCUUUAGUAGGCUCUACACCAAGUUCGAGGUCCAUCACAAUUGUUUCUAGAGCGCAUAAUUGUUUCUCAGUCUGUGUAAAGUUUGUGUGUAAUGGAAAUCCACUCCACACACAAUCUUUCCAUCUCCUCAGUACUAGUCACUGAAUUUACAGUGUGAUAGUUAGAAAAUACUCUCAUUUGACAAUUAGUAAGUGAUUUGAGUCUGUCACCAGCACUCUGGCUUUUUAUUAAUCCAUACAUACUGUAUAUUAUCUUGCACAUAUUUUAAUACAAUAAUUCUUUGCUCUAUUAAUCUAGUUUGUAUAAUGGAAUAAAAACUGUUGUCUUUGAAC
Messenger RNA from Odobenus rosmarus divergens (Pacific walrus), 1835 nucleotides. Its product is annotated as IQ and AAA domain-containing protein 1-like. Lineage: Eukaryota; Metazoa; Chordata; Mammalia; Carnivora; Odobenidae. The record is from RefSeq and is a predicted model, not a curated record. The annotation marks the transcript as partial. Gene Ontology annotation, molecular function: ATP binding; ATP hydrolysis activity. The transcript has 11 exons.